This is a messenger RNA of Nicotiana tabacum (common tobacco), 792 nucleotides long. The record is from RefSeq and is a predicted model, not a curated record. NCBI's taxonomy places the organism in Eukaryota, Viridiplantae, Streptophyta, Magnoliopsida, Solanales, Solanaceae.
AUGAGAUCAGAUCCGAACACUAGAAAAUCCGACGCCCUCUGUGAGUUCCACCAGGAACGUGGGUACAAAACAGAAGAUUGCAUCCUCAGACAAGAAGCCGUAAACAUGUUGCGACAAGGGCAUCUCAGAGAGCUGUUAAGCAAUAAGGGGAGAAACAACUUCGCCAGAGGAUGUGAACAUCAUGGCCCACCAAAGCCGCUAUCGCUAGCCUGCAUUAUCAACAUGAUAAUCGGCGGUGGCGACGACUCUAUCAAUGACGUAAACUUCACUACUACUUACAAGCUCAAAUGGUCUAUCACGCGCGAACAACACGACGGACUCGAAGAAAGUAUCAUCUUCAACGAGUCGGAUGCCGACGAUUUGACUUUUCCUCAUAAUGAUGCCCUCGUUAUUACUUUACGCAUUUUAGAUACCGAUGUGAAAUACAUCAUGGUGGACGAUGGAAGUGGCACAUGCAUUAUCCAUCCCCGAGUCCUUACCCAAAUGAGACUCGAUGAUAAGAUAGUGCCGCGCCGUAUCACGCUAAAUAGUUUUAAUAAUGUAGUUGAGCGGACAUCCGGGGAAAUUACACUCAUCGUCUUGGCCGGGGGCGUGACUCUAGAGAUGACAUUCCAUAUCAUGGAGCAGGCUACCACGUAUAACGCCAUCGUGUUACGACCAUGGGUACAUCCCAUGAGAGCCAUCCCUGCAGCCUAUACCAACCAUACAGAUAUGCCGGGCAUCCCAAAGAAAAUUGCUACACACAAAUUAAAUGUCGACCCAUUCAACCCCAGUAAGACAGGUCAGGCAUAA